AUGGUCACAACAAUUAAAAUAACAUGCGAUGGGGUAUUUAUCCAACAGAAUUCAUUUUUAACAUCAAAUUACCAUCAAUUAUCAAAUUUUUCACGUACAAAUGCUACCACAACUACUACUCAUCGUAAUUUAAAUGAAAAUACCAAUACAAAUACGUAUAAUAAUACUAACAAUAAUAAUAAUAACAAUAGUAGAGUGAAUGAUAUUUUCAAUGAAAGUAAUCAUAACAAUAAUAAUACUAAUGAUAUACAACAAUCAUAUGGUAACAACAAUAGCAAUAGCAACAACAGUAAUAAUAAUCAAGAAAUUAUUUCGUCAACAUCAUCAAAAUCAUCGAAUUCAAUAACAUCAACAUCAUCAUCAAUAUCAACAUCAAGUUUAUCAUUACAAUUAUUAUCAAAAAAAAUACCAAUAUCGUCAACAUUACCAUUAUCAUCAUCAUCAUCAAAAACAUCAUUUACAUUGCCACAAACAAUUGCAAAACGUUUUUCAUUUCCAUUCCCAACAUGGUCAUCAACAAAUUUAUCAAAAUUAAAAAAAACAAUUAAAACAUCAACAAUAUUAUCAUCAUCCUCCACAUUAUUAGCAACAUCCCGUCAUAAUUGUAAACAAGUCGAAAAACAACCACAGCAACAACGAUAUUGUAAUCAUCACCAACAACAAUAUCAUCAAUGCAAUCAUAAUAAAAUUGGGAACCUUCAAGAACAACAACAAACAGAAAAACACAAUAAACAGAAACAAAGACAAAAAUUACGUAAAUUUAAUAGCAUUAGUGAUGCUACAAUUUCAAAACCAGUCAUCACAACAUUACGUCCAUCAUCAUCUACAUCAGUGAAUAUUGAUGCUGAUGUAAGCGACCAAAGAGGAAAAGGAGAAAUUCCUAAAUUCAGUAAAUGCAGACGAGCAUUUGUUUCGUCUGAGAAUAUUGCUGUAGCUUCAACAAUUGAAAAUAAACCUUUGAUAUCAAUAUUCUCAACAAAUUCAAUUAGAAAAUCAAUAAACAGAUCGUUGCAUUUAUCACAUGAUAAAAUAUUAAAUAAUUUAAGGAAAAUAUCAUUACAAUCAAAUAGUAAAUCUAUUGUUAGUAACAAUAUUAAUACGAAUAAUAACAACGAUAACAAUAGUAGCUAUAAUCAAAAUUUUGAACCAAUUAUAAAAAAGGAAGGAAUAGCAAUCAAAAUAGCAAUAUUAAAAAUAAAAGUCAAAAUUCUAUAA
Condylostylus longicornis is the source of this 1215-nucleotide messenger RNA. RefSeq lists its product as uncharacterized. The transcript has 6 exons. The record is from RefSeq and is a predicted model, not a curated record. Bases 1 to 1215 code for a protein of 404 amino acids. NCBI's taxonomy places the organism in Eukaryota, Metazoa, Arthropoda, Insecta, Diptera, Dolichopodidae.